This is a messenger RNA of Gymnogyps californianus (California condor), 2131 nucleotides long. RefSeq names its product DEAD-box helicase 6 (gene DDX6). Gene Ontology annotation, molecular function: RNA helicase activity; ATP binding; mRNA binding. Gene Ontology annotation, cellular component: cytoplasmic stress granule; P-body. Bases 428 to 1879 code for a protein of 483 amino acids. The transcript has 13 exons. Lineage: Eukaryota; Metazoa; Chordata; Aves; Accipitriformes; Cathartidae. The record is from RefSeq and is a predicted model, not a curated record. Gene Ontology annotation, biological process: cytoplasmic stress granule assembly; P-body assembly.
GCGUGUCUUGAUAACUAACUAUCACCGAGAAAACAGAAAAGCAAGUACUGUUGUUGCACGCCGCCUGGGAAGAAGUGAUUCUUAAAAUACAAAGGUAAACUGAAUGCGAUUGACGUAGACAAAAAUCCACGUACUAAUUGUUAUCGUCUGCUUCUCUUUCAGAUUGAAGCAAGUGAAUUCUGAUAUAACUCAACUUUGUUAGAGGGCUUUUUUUUAAAAAAAAGUUGAUCCACAGUGCAUCAGAGCAAGUUACUACUUUACUUUUGAGUGACUUACAGGUGCUUGCCUGCAUUGCAAUAAAGGACUCAUAUAUUGAGCAAGACUUAUUUAUCUCUUCGUUUUGGAGAGUCUAAUAAACUGUUAUUACAGUUUCUGUACUGACUUUCAAAGUUUUGAAGUCUAAAAAGACAUCUUUAAAAAUAAAAACAUGAGCACGGCCAGAACAGAGAACCCUGUUAUAAUGGGUCUAUCCAGUCAGAAUGGGCAGUUGAGAGGCCCUGUAAAACCCAGCGGGGGCCCAGGAGGUGGAGGCACACAAACUCAGCAACAGAUGAACCAGCUGAAAAACGCCAACACAAUCAAUAACGGCACUCAACAGCAAGCACAGAGUAUGACCACCGCUAUUAAACCUGGUGAUGACUGGAAGAAGACUUUAAAACUCCCUCCAAAGGAUUUGAGAAUCAAAACUUCGGACGUGACCUCCACAAAAGGAAACGAGUUUGAAGAUUACUGUUUGAAACGGGAGUUGCUGAUGGGAAUUUUUGAAAUGGGCUGGGAAAAACCAUCUCCUAUUCAGGAGGAGAGCAUCCCCAUUGCUUUAUCUGGUAGGGAUAUCUUGGCUAGAGCGAAAAAUGGAACAGGCAAGAGUGGAGCCUACCUCAUUCCUUUACUUGAACGGCUAGACUUAAAGAAGGACAAUAUACAAGCAAUGGUGAUCGUUCCCACCCGUGAACUAGCCCUGCAGGUCAGUCAAAUCUGUAUCCAAGUCAGCAAACACAUGGGAGGUGCCAAAGUGAUGGCAACAACGGGAGGAACCAAUUUGCGCGAUGACAUAAUGAGGCUUGACGAUACAGUGCAUGUGGUGAUAGCUACCCCUGGGAGAAUUCUCGAUCUCAUCAAGAAAGGAGUAGCAAAAGUUGAGCAUGUCCAGAUGAUAGUAUUGGAUGAGGCAGAUAAAUUGCUGUCUCAAGAUUUUGUUCAAAUAAUGGAAGACAUUAUUCUCACGCUACCUAAAAACAGACAGAUUUUGCUCUACUCAGCCACUUUCCCUUUGAGUGUACAGAAGUUCAUGAAUUCCCAUUUGCAGAAACCCUACGAGAUUAAUCUGAUGGAGGAGCUGACCUUGAAGGGAGUUACCCAGUACUAUGCCUAUGUAACUGAGCGUCAGAAAGUACACUGCCUCAAUACGCUGUUUUCCAGGCUCCAGAUUAACCAGUCGAUCAUUUUCUGCAACUCCUCUCAACGGGUUGAAUUGCUAGCCAAAAAGAUCUCCCAGUUGGGCUAUUCCUGCUUCUAUAUCCAUGCUAAAAUGAGGCAGGAGCACCGCAAUCGUGUAUUCCACGAUUUCCGAAAUGGCUUAUGCCGCAAUCUUGUUUGCACUGAUCUGUUUACCCGAGGUAUUGAUAUCCAAGCUGUGAAUGUGGUGAUAAACUUUGAUUUCCCAAAGCUGGCAGAGACUUAUCUCCAUCGUAUUGGCAGAUCAGGUCGCUUUGGUCAUCUUGGCCUGGCCAUCAACUUGAUCACCUAUGAUGAUCGAUUCAACCUGAAAAGUAUUGAGGAGCAGUUGGGAACUGAAAUUAAACCCAUACCGAGCAACAUUGACAAGAGCCUGUAUGUGGCAGAAUACCACAGUGAACCUGUAGAAGAUGAGAAACAGUAAACAUGCUUUGAUUACACAUGCCAGAAGGUGAAGCCCUUUGAUCCAGAUCUGUGACACAUCGUUUCUUUGGGGAUACCCUUCUCUUUGUGGGUUUUUCUUCGUCUUUUCAUUUCGGAACUAUGAAGACUAAAGAGCUCGGCCUUUUUUUCUUUUUAAAUUUGGCAUCAAGGAAGAAAGAAGAUAAAAGGAGGAAUGUCUUUUUGUUUUUCCACUUGUUUGCACUGUGUGCUGAUUGAACAUUAGUUGCACUAA